Peniophora sp. CBMAI 1063 is the source of this 474-nucleotide messenger RNA. The record is from the annotation of a GenBank genome assembly. NCBI's taxonomy places the organism in Eukaryota, Fungi, Basidiomycota, Agaricomycetes, Russulales, Peniophoraceae.
AUGUCGUCGCAGGAUCUCUCGAACACCACCUCGAACACGACCUCCCAGACGAGCAGCACGAGCACGGAGCCCGAAGGCGGCUACCCUCCCCAGCUGCACGCCGGCAAAGUCGGCUACGGGCCCGAGUUCGGCAAGGGCGUCUCCACCGGCACGAAAGUGUCCGGCCUGAAAGAGGAGGUGAUGGGCAAGGUCAAGCACGACCCGAGCCUCGUCCAGCACGGGCACGAUAUGCGCACGGGCCAGCUCGCGCGGAAGGAGCGCGAGGAGGCGGAUAAGGAUCUGUUCCCUGAUGAGGGCGCGCAGAGCGGUGAUGCGCCUACGCCUAGCAAGCCUAGUAACGUUGACGCGGGGAGAGAUCAACCCGCGGCGGCGCAGGACAAGUUCGACCAGGAGCGGUCGAGUACGGUUGAGGCGGAUCGGGACGCUGUGCCGGAGAGGGACCAGCAUGCGCGGGAGAACGUGCGGAUGGUUUGA